UUCACCCGCAAGGGGAUUUGGAUGGCCCCUUCGUCAAUUGUCCCUGACACGGAAGGUCGCUGUCUUCUUGGUAAUGCUACUUCUUCCUAAAGACGCCUGGGCCAUACGCCCGUUUGCUUUCGAGAUGAGACGGACUCUUCCAAAGCACCUCAUUGCCUUCGAGGAGAACCAAGUCUCCUCAACAUGUUACUGUCGAGUAAAAUGCAUGAUGAAUAUGUCCUGUACGGCUGUCAGCGUUCUCGUCAACGAAGGUUCUGGAGUUACCAACUGCCUAUUCAGCGAUACGAUUAUUCCAAUGGAUGAACUUUCAGAAGCGGACGCUGCCUACACUUGGGUUUACAAUGCCACAGUUGCCACCGACAAGGAGACUGCUAAUUUUAGUCCUAGGGAGACAACAGCCACUACAGCUGCAUCUGAAGCAACUUCAACCAGUACCUCUAUGAAAACGGCCGCCCUUGUAACGACCACACAAACAACUACAACCACUCCUUCAACAACUGCCACAGUUGCCACCAACAAAAGGAUCGCUAGUUCCAGUCCUGGGGAGACAUCAGCCACUACAGCUGCGUCUGAAGCAACUUCAACCAGUACCUCUAAGGAAACGACCGCCCUUGUAACGACCACACAAACAACUACAACCACUCCUUCAACAACUGCCACAGUUGCCACCAACAAAGAGACCGCUAGUUCCAGCCCUGGGGAGACAACAGCCACUACAGCUGCAUCUGAAGCAACUUCAAUCAGUACCUCUACGGAAACGACCGCCCUUGUAACAACCACACAAACUACUACAACCACUCCUUCAACAACUGCCACAGUUGCCACCAACAAAGAGACCACUAGUUCCAGCCCUGGGGAGACAACAGCCACUACAGCUGCAUCUGAAGCAACUUCAAUCAGUACCUCUACGGAAACGACCGCCCUUGUAACAACCACACAAACUACUACAACCGCUCCUUCAACAACUGAAACAACUAGUUCCACUACAAGUGAGGGAACCACCACUACAGCUAUAACUAGUCCCACUACAAGUGAAGUAACCACCACUAAAGCUACAACAUCAGCGACAACUACAGCCAGCACCUGCUUGGCAACAACCAUUUCUGUAGCACCAACUCUUCCAACAACUAACACAGCAACUGGACCCAUAAGUUGCGACAGUAACUGGAUAGCAAACGGAACUUCUUGCUACUUCUUCAGCCCAAGCAAUGACACAGCAAACUGGGAUACAGCCAAGCAAAGGUGCAUCAAUAUGAACAGCACUUUGGCAAUGAUCACCAGUGAUCAAGAACACGACUUUAUUUUCGAUAAGGUUGUAACUGAUGCAUGGAUUGGGUUGUAUUCCCCAUACUCGAACAGGACGUAUUUGUGGAUUGACGGCACCAUACCAAAUUUAUGCAAAUGGAAAGCCGGACAACCUGACAAUUGGUCUUUCAAUGGUUCUAAAGAGUCCUGUGGUGAGAUGCGUAAGAACUCAGGCUCAGGAGGAUGGAAUGAUGCCCCAUGCUCCACCCUUUAUAGGUAUGUCUGCGAAAAGUCGGUAUAAAGAGCUACUUGACAGGAAGGAAACUGAAGCCCAGUAGGUACAACAGAGCUGCUUCAAAAGGGACAACCAGGAAUGCUGUGGACAUGGCUUGAAUUUUCCUAUGUAUUUGUUUAGAUACAAAAAUGACAUGACAUUCACUUUCAAUGUUCAGACACAUGAGUGAUCAUAUAAAACAACAUAGAUCACAAAAAUGACUUGAUAUUCACUUUGCAUGUUUAGAUAAAUGAGUGAUUAUGUGCUUCUCACUUGCUUGUAUUUAUUCAUAAGAAGCUUGUUUCU
Messenger RNA from Macrobrachium nipponense, 1825 nucleotides. RefSeq lists its product as uncharacterized. The transcript is spliced from 12 exons. Gene Ontology annotation, molecular function: signaling receptor activity. Bases 74 to 1546 code for a protein of 490 amino acids. The record is from RefSeq and is a predicted model, not a curated record. Lineage: Eukaryota; Metazoa; Arthropoda; Malacostraca; Decapoda; Palaemonidae.